This is a messenger RNA of Chara braunii, 4384 nucleotides long. Lineage: Eukaryota; Viridiplantae; Streptophyta; Charophyceae; Charales; Characeae. The record is from the annotation of a GenBank genome assembly.
CGGGUGGUGGGGAUGGUGGAGGUGGUCAUGAUGGGUUGGGAGAGGGUUUGGGAGUGCGGGGGGGGGAGAGGGGUGACAUGGAUGGGCGAGGAAUGAGGCGGUGUGUUGGAUGCGCCAGAUGGGGGAGGAGGUGGAGGGAACGGGACGAUGGGGGAGGUUGAAGGGUUGAUGGAUGUGGUGGUAGAGGUGUUAGGAGUGGGGGAGGUCGGUGGGGGGGUGUUGCUUGAGGCGACUGUGGAGGAGGGAGUGGUUUGCACUGUGGAGGUUGGAGUGGUUUGCACUGUGGAGGAGGGAGAGGUUUGUGCGGUGGUGACGACCGUGAUGGAGAGGAUGGUCCCUUCGAGCGUGGUGACGCGGUCGCAUAUGGACGACAUGUUGGCCUUUAUGUCGUCGAGAGAGGCGGUGACGGAGGUUCGGAUGGUGUUGAGCACUUGCUCCUUCCCUGCGAUCAGCUGUGCCGAGGGGAUAGAGGAUGGGGAAGUUGUGCCUGAGCUCGUUGAGGGACAGGAGAAGCCUGCAGCGAAGCAUGCUCCUCCCAGCCUUGCAGAGUCGGCUGCUGUGCCCCCAAGUGGGGAGGGCCCAAUGGGGCGCCACUUCCAUUUGUCCAGUGCUGGUAAACCUACAUUCACAUUGUAUUGUUGUCCGUUAGAGCCCCAGACAUCCGGAUGCCAUCCUGGCCUUGAGGGAGCAAGUUCUGGAAUGCCCCGAGGGAGGAAGACCGGAGUUGGUAUAUCGUCUUCUGGACAGCGGGAGGAACCCCGCAUCAGUGCAAGCGCAAUCUGUGAGCCGACCUUUUUUAGGAGACGGCUCAAGCAGGGUUCCCAAAGGCGGUACAAGACGGUAGACAAGAAGUGCCGCCAGGUUCCCGUCCUCGUUAUGGAAGACGAGGAAGCAUACUACGAGAGGGAACGAGGGUUGAUACGGCGAAUGAAGCAGAGUGCUCUAGCAGGACCAUGCCGUAUCAACGAAGGGAAUGAGGAGAAGUUGAUUAUAGGAGAACCCGACUUCCUGCUGCCUCAGGAACGAACAUUGAUGGUGAAGUUGAUGAAGAGGAGGCAUCGCGCCUAUGCGUUUAGUGACGAGGAGCGUGGCAGGCUGGAUGUGGACAAAAUACCUAUAAUCCGCAUCCACACCGUGCCACACGAGCCUUGGAACAUGAGAGGGGCGCGAUAUCCUAAUCCUAACGAGGAAAAGAAGGUGGUGGAUUACCUCGACGGCAAGAUACUUACGCACGUCGCCGACUAUUCGAGUGGACCGUAUGCAUCCCCGUGGUUCUGCUUCAUCAAGCCUAACGGGACGCUGCGGUGGGUGCAGGACUUGCAGAGGCUGAAUGAGGUGACCGUGCGGGAUGCUGGAGGAUUGCCCAAUGCGGACACGCUGUCGGAAUCCUGUGCUGGAAGGCCUAUAAUCUCACUUAUAGACCUUUACUCAGGAUAUGAUAAUUUUCCAGGCUACCCGCCGGACAGGCCAGUGACGGCUAUGCACACCCCUCGAGGACUAAUCCACAUGAACGUGGCUCCACAGGGGUGGACCAACGCGGUAGCAAUGGUCCAACAGGCCAUGAUUCAGGCUAUGCAGUCAGUCAGCCCCCAUAUCACGCAACCAUACAUCGACGAUUUGGCGGUGAAGGGGCCGGCAGUGAAGGAGAGCGACAAAGUCUCGCCUGGGAACUUUGCCGCUAAGACUGAACACCUGAGGAAGUUAGUUCGUCAGGAUCAGGAAUGGGUUUGGGUUGAAGAGCAAGAAGAGGUGAUGGCCAGAAUGAAGGAGGAAUUUCGAGAAGGAGGGUUGGUGUUAGGAGCGCCAGAUUAUGAUGCCAUGGAGACGCCACCCUUUAUUGUCGAAACGGAUGUGGGGCCGACUGCCUUAGGGGAAGUUCAAAUUCAGGCAGACAUACAAGGAAAGGAAAGACCCUUGAGAUUUGAGAGCCGGACUCUCUGUACAACCGAGAGGAACUACUCUCAGUUCAAGAGGGAGACUCUUGCAGUCCUCUACUGUCUGCGGAUCUUCCGAAACUACAUCUUCGGCAGGAGGUUUAUUUUGAGAGUGGACCCAACCGCCCUGACCUACUCUCUAAGGAGUUACGUUCCAUCGGAUCCGACGGUUGCCAGAUGGCUGACGUACAUCAAGAUGUUUAACUUCGAGUUGGAGCGAAUUCCUGGCAGUAGGAACCGGGCAGACGGACUAAGUCGGAUCAACUGGGAUAAACAGGAAGGGGAGGCGGUGGAGAAUACGCCCCCAGAUGAUGGAUUUCUGGAUCAAGAGGAAGAUGUUCAUCUCCAUAUUAACAAAUGGUCGCCGCGAGUGCCCGACUAUAUAGGCUAUCCAAUCUGGCAAGCGCCGAGUGGGUAUGAACGGAGGGCCGAGCUAGUCCUCAAACCCUUUGAAGAAGAGGAUCCCUGGGGUGGUAAGGAUGUUCAGUGGAUGAUAGAGUUGGCGCUGGCCAGUUCGCAUAGUCUGGUGGAGGACAUGAGGACAAUCGAGGAAGGACUAGGCCACGUAGAACAGCAUGAGGAUUUGAUGGGAGGAAUGUAUCUCCUCGUGAACACAUUAUUGCAGGAAAGCCUCAACCAGUCAGGCUCCUUGAACCCGGCAGAGAAUGUGGACGAAGUGCCCGACAGCCAGGACGACGAAUUCGAGGAGGAAAAGAUUAAGGAGGCCUUUCGUGCAGAGGAGUAUGACAGGAUCUACCUAGAGCUGGGGCUUCUUUUGUCUUGUGAUAUGCGGCUAACGGAUGCGAGCGAUAGGGCUCAGAGGAUGCUGCAGCGCUACUUAGUGCGAGACGGCCACCUUUUCGUGAGAAGGGAAGUGGGGAAUCCCAGGAGAGUCGUCUGCGGUAGGAACCGUCAGAUUGACGUCAUAGCAGUGCUUCAUGACGACAUUGCAGGAGGGCAUCGAGGGGUACAUGCCACAUAUGCCAAAAUAAGUGAGCUGUACUACUGGGAUGGGAUGAUGGACAUGAUCGGGAAGUUCUGCCGAUCUUGCGUACCCUACCAGGAAAGAUCCCGUUUAACGCGAGGAGAGCCGCUGCAUCCAAGGCUAGAGCGAGAAGUGGGGGUUGUAGUGCAUCUCGACCUGCUUUUCUUGCCGCUUGGGGAUUAAGGAGGUACCACGAGAGGAGGUGCCACAUGUGUGGCACCACGUGAGGAGAUGCCACGAGAGGAGGUCCGGGAUACUCAGCGAGAGAGGGGGCUGGGCGAUGAGGGGAGACAUGUAGGGAAGGAAGUGAUAGAGGUUGGAGAGGACACGCCCCCUCAGACGCCAGCAGUGGGCUUGAGACUGGGGGAUGCACCAGGGAGCACGCGCCAGGCAGGAGAGGAGUUGCAGAGAGAAGAGGCCCCAUUGCCUUUAUCAGGAAAGGCUCCUUCGCCAGAGACGAGGGCAGAAAGAAGGAAAAAGAAGGCAGCUGUAAGGAGAGAAGCCUUGACCCUGAUUGACAGGCACCUAGCAGCUCAUGCCUUGGAGCACCCAGACCUGGAGGAGCCAGCACCUGCAGAGCCGCGCCAGGAGCCGUGCCAGCCCGAGAAGGAGGUUGAGGUAGAGAUCCCGAAGAGGGUCGACCUCCGCACGAGGGAAAGGGCGCCAACUGGAGAGACGGCGGAAGAAAAAUGGGCGAGAAGAACCGAGAGGAUAAAAGAAAUAUGGCAAGACAGGCAGAGGUUGGAGGCGGCGGGGGCACUUCCGGAGCAGCAGCAGGAAAGGCAGAGAUUGGAGGCAGCAAGCGCACUCCUGGUUCACCCACCCAGCAAGCCAGCUAAGGCCCCGGAGAUCCCAGAGAUGUGGAGGGACUUUUGGGAGCAGAGAGGAGAGGAGCUUCCUUCGCCAACCAGAGUGGGGUUUGGGGUAGCAAGGAAGGCGGAGGAAAGGUUGGAUCGCAAAAUCAAGUUCCUGGCCAUAAUGACUUUUGACCGGCAUAUAUUAUUGGUGAGUGAUCUGGCAGGGAAGAAGAUGAAGGAAGAAUGCCAUGGAGUACGCCUGGAGGCUAUGAAGGUGGAAACCCAGGAACUCAGGGCAUUGGUGGUCAGUCAGGCAGCUAUCAUCGAGACCCUGAGGCAACAAUCUCAAGGAAAGGUGGACAAGCCAGAGAGUAGCCGACAGGGAAAGCGGAGGCAGCCAGGACAUGGGCUGCCAGGACAACCAUCUGUAGCAGAGCCUCGCCAUGAGCCACCUAUGGGGAGAGUUAUCCUGGAGCCAGAGGCGACGAGAGCCAAGAGGGAGGCAGAAAGAGAGGCCUUCGAGUUCAGAGUCCCUACUGAGCUCACGACAUUACCUAUAGCAGCGGCGGCUUAAGUCAUGCCUUUAGAAGAUGAGGAGAGGUUACCACCAUCCAGCAGUGAGCCAGCUCAGGGCUAAGCAGAGGGGACCAUGGGCGUGCUUCUUGAGG